Messenger RNA from Sorex araneus (European shrew), 903 nucleotides. RefSeq names its product proliferation and apoptosis adaptor protein 15 (gene PEA15). Gene Ontology annotation, molecular function: protein binding. NCBI's taxonomy places the organism in Eukaryota, Metazoa, Chordata, Mammalia, Eulipotyphla, Soricidae. The coding region runs from base 146 to 538 and encodes 130 amino acids. The record is from RefSeq and is a predicted model, not a curated record. The transcript has 4 exons. Gene Ontology annotation, biological process: negative regulation of extrinsic apoptotic signaling pathway via death domain receptors; MAPK cascade.
GCGCGGCCGCUUGAGCCUUCCAGAAGGCCCCGCCCCGGCUCUGACGUCUGCGCGGGCGCGGGGGGCUGGGCGCGGCGGAAGCGGCGCUGGUGGAGCUGGACGCUUCGGACCCCGGACGGCGAGCGCCGCGCCCAGCGCCGGGGCCAUGGCCGAGUACGGGAGCCUCCUGCAGGAGCUGACCGACAACAUCACGGUGGAGGACCUGGAGCAACUCAAGUCCGCGUGCAAGGAGGACAUCCCGAGCGAGCGUAGCGAGGAGAUCACCACGGGCAGCGCCUGGUUCCGCUUCCUCGAGGCGCACAACAAGCUGGACAAAGACAACCUCUCCUACAUCGAGCACAUCUUCGAGAUAUCCCGCCGGCCUGACCUGCUCACCAUGGUGCUGGACUACAGGACCCGCGUUCUCAAGAUCUCGGCUGAGGAUGAGCUGGACACCAAGCUCACCCGCAUCCCCAGCGCCAAGAAGUAUAAAGACGUCAUCCGGCAGCCGUCCGAGGAGGACAUCAUCAAACUGGCCCCGCCGCCCAAGAAGGCUUGAGCCGGUGUGGCUGGCCGCGCUCACUAACAGCCCUAACCCCGUGCGUGUGCACGCGCGCGCCCUGGCUGUGUGUCUGUCUGUCUAGCUCACCUAGGUCCUCUGGUGACGGGGUGGGGGGCGGGGCGGGGGCGGGCAGGGCCCCUCGGCACCCUUCACUCCUGCUUAGACUGUUGUUGCACGUGCCAGCCCUGGAAGGGGAGGGGGGCGGGGGUCCUGCCCGCCCGGGGCCCCCUCAAGGCCCCCGCAGAAAGGAGGGCAGUGGACGAGUCUCCUUUGCACUGAUCCCCGCCCGCUCCCUCGCCCGACCGUGCUAACUGUGUGUACAUAUAUACUCGACAUAUAUGUAUAUUAAACCCGCACUGCCA